Messenger RNA from Bufo bufo (common toad), 2671 nucleotides. It is a transcript of the gene SCAMP1, whose product is annotated as secretory carrier membrane protein 1. NCBI's taxonomy places the organism in Eukaryota, Metazoa, Chordata, Amphibia, Anura, Bufonidae. Gene Ontology annotation, cellular component: recycling endosome membrane; trans-Golgi network membrane. The transcript has 9 exons. The coding region runs from base 390 to 1412 and encodes 340 amino acids. The record is from RefSeq and is a predicted model, not a curated record. Gene Ontology annotation, biological process: protein transport.
CUAAUACAGGCGUGUGCACGGAGACAAGUGUAAAUAAAGUUUAUUAUGUCACCAUCAUAACAACCUGCGCAAUAAACUUGCAACAAAAAUAAAGUUGGGAACUUUAUUCCUAAAAUGUCAGGACUCUCCUCAUCAUAACAUCCCUCAGGUACAAUUUAUGACAGGUGUGAUACUGAGAACCCCCACAAGAGGCAGCAACAGCAACCCUUGCAGCCGACCGUACCACAUGACGCCGUGGGGGCGGAGCCACAGAACUUCCUCGCUGAGUCGGAUUCCCUAAGAUACUUCUCCCAGGUGCUGACGUCAUAUCCGGAGUGGCCAUUUCUCUAGUUAGGAUAACGGUUCGUGCGGGUCCGUGCUCCCGGAGCUGGCCGUGACCCGCCACUGCCAUGUCAGACUUCGAUAGCAAUCCGUUUGCGGACCCGGACCUCAACAAUCCAUUUAAGGAUCCUUCAGUCACACAGGUGACCAGAAAUGUGCCCCCUGGGUUAGAGGAGUACAAUCCCUUCUCCGAUUCCAAAACACCACAACCAGCAAAAGUGAAAAUGCCGACCUCAGCUCCUAGCACCCAGCCGGCUAUAAUGAAGCCCACAGAGGAACCUCCUGCUUACUCACAGAUUGCAAAGGAACAUGCUAUAACCCAGGCUGAACUUCUGAAGCGCCAAGAAGAACUGGAAAGGAAAGCCGCAGAGUUAGACCGCAGGGAACGGGAGAUUCAGAGCCUGAACCAGCCAGGAGGAAGAAAGAACAAUUGGCCUCCCCUACCGUCAAAUUUUCCUGUUGGCCCCUGUUUUUACCAAGAUGUCUCAGUGGAUAUUCCUGUGGAAUUUCAGAAAACUGUAAAGAUUAUGUACUAUCUAUGGACGUUCCAUACAGUCACGCUGUUUGUAAAUAUCUUUGGUUGUCUGGCGUGGUUCUGCGUCGAUACAAGUCGAGGCGUUGACUUCGGAUUGGCCAUCCUGUGGUUCUUGCUUUUCACACCAUGCUCCUUUGUAUGCUGGUAUCGACCAUUGUAUGGAGCCUUCAGGAGUGACAGUUCCUUCAGGUUCUUUGUGUUCUUCUUCGUGUACAUCUGUCAGUUUGCAGUACACGUUCUGCAGGCUGCUGGCUUUAAAGGCUGGGGUAACUGCGGUUGGAUUUCUGCACUAACUGCGCUCAAUGAGAAUAUUCCUGUGGGGGUUAUGAUGAUCCUGAUAGCCGCCCUUUUCACAGCGUCUGCGGUAGUAUCACUAGCUAUGUUUAAAAAGGUGCAUGGACUGUACCGGACAACAGGUGCCAGCUUUGAGAAGGCCCAGCAAGAGUUUGCCACAGGCGUGAUGUCUAACAAAACCGUGCAGACUGCUGCAGCCAAUGCAGCCUCUACAGCUGCCACUAGCGCUGCCCAGAAUGCUUUCAAGGGUAACCAGAUGUAAAGGCUCCCACCCAAGGCAACCAUUACCACUGUCAUCUCUCUUCAGUUACGCUCUAUUCCUCCAGCCGUGUUUGCAACACCCACAAAAGACUUUAAAUUGCACUUGCCAUGUGUAUCUGUUACAUAGAGCUCAUUCUGUGCCAGGAAUAAAAAGGCUUUCCUGGCACAUCAUGGGUCUGUUGGUUGUGCAUGGUGAAAAUAAUGAUGCUGUUACAGGAUCUCUUGUCCCAUUAUCCCAGCCCUUUCUUUCCUUGAGCUGAGAAUGCUCGGCCCCAACUCCUGUCUAAAUACCCGGUGGGUAACUGUAGUGUGAGUUUGGCGUAACUAGAUCGCGGUCGUCGUGAGGUUCUGAAUGCAGAAAGUAUUUGCUAUCUCUUAAUGCUCAAAGUGCACAUUUUUAUGUAAUUUUAAGAUACACAUUUUUUUGUUGGUACUUAGUCUAUUUUAAUUAUAAAAAGCAUAAAUUUCAUGUCUGUAGAAAGUGUUCACUCGGUUAUUAGAGAAGCCAAUGACAACUCUCCAUACCUGCACAGAAUUAGUAGUCAGUGUCUGAUUUUAUGUGCAUUUUAAGGAUAAAGCACCAAUUGUAUUUUAGUCUGAUAUAGUCCAUAGAUGUGUGAUAAAUGGCCGUUGUAACCCUUUAUUCCUGGGGUUCUAUGUAAUCAGAGUACCUCCACAGGAUGGCGGUAUACUUUCGGAUUGUCUGUGCUUGAAGCAAGACUUAGUGGUUCCUGUAAGGUCCACUGUGGCUGAAGAAAGGGAAGUCGUAUCAGUGUUUGUGCUGGGUUUCUUCAUAGCCUUUGUGUUUUUGUGUGUUUGUGAUGUGUCUUUAAUCACUUCUGUUUUGCUGUUAUUUAAUGCAGUGCAUUGUUCUUUUGCUUGGAUUUUUUUUAAUGUAACUUCUAGAGGAAGUACUUUGAAGCAGUCUUUAACAGUAGCCAUGACUGUUUCUGAUUGUGUAGUUAAUGCAUUUACAGUCUGAACUACCCCUGAAAAUGUAAUGCUGGUAUCAAACUUUUUGUAUUCCAUCUGGCCAGCCUGUGCACACAGUUGGUUUUAACUAUUUUAUUUUCCGUUCAAUAAUAGACUAUUUUUAUUUUAUUUUUUUAAAUCUAAGGUUUUAUCCUGCUUUAAAGGUAUGUACUAAUGAAGGACUUUCCUGACAUAAUAAUGAGGACCAGAGGGGCCCAAGGAUCAUCUUGAAGGUGACCAUAAAUUGAGGCUGCCCCACACAGGCAGGUGGACAGUUUCACCACACAC